Molecule: messenger RNA, 2128 nt
Organism: Durio zibethinus
Lineage: Eukaryota; Viridiplantae; Streptophyta; Magnoliopsida; Malvales; Malvaceae
Product: 1-aminocyclopropane-1-carboxylate synthase 7-like
Biological process (GO): amino acid metabolic process; biosynthetic process
Molecular function (GO): pyridoxal phosphate binding; transaminase activity
Source: RefSeq, a predicted model, not a curated record
ACCAACCUUUCCUGUACAAAUCAACCACCAUAUUUGGUAUGGAUCUCAUGGAGAUUGAGAUAAAGAAAGAUUUGACAAGAUGACAGAAGCUAACAGUUGUCACUGGAGAUAAAUACUAUCUGUAAAAGGUGACCUUUGAUUUUGUUUACACUAUAGAAUCAAUCAUUGAUAAAUAUUUUUUAUUUUCUAUCUUCUGAAAGAACCAGGCAAGUUGUAAGGCCUUUUUUUCUGUGUCAAAGGGCUUCCCGGAUCCUAUAUAUAUAAGGGCAGGUCUUUAUUCAUCAGCAUAUUCAUCUCCUUGAAGCUCUCCUCUCUCUGUCCCUCUCUCUCUCUCUCUCUCUCUCUCUCGUCUAUCCUUGCCUUUUUUUUUCGUACUCAACAGCUCCCUCACAGAAAAGGCUUUACUUAUUCAGUUAGAAAGAUAGACAUGGCUAUAGAGAUUGAGCAACCUUCUGUUGGGCUAUCAAAGGUUGCGGUUUCUAAAACUCAUGGAGAAGACUCUCCAUACUUUGCAGGCUGGAAAGCAUACGACGAAAACCCCUACGAUGAAUCAGACAACCAGUCAGGAGUCAUACAGAUGGGACUGGCUGAAAAUCAAGUUUCAUUUGAUUUACUGGAGAAGUUCUUGGAAGAGCAUUCGGAAGCAUCUAGCUGGGGGAAAGGAGCACCUGGCUUUAGAGAAAAUGCUUUGUUUCAAGACUACCAUGGACUAAAAUCUUUCCGACAGGCUAUGGCAAAUUUCAUGGAGCAAAUUAGAGGGGGAAGAGCUAAAUUCAACCCUGAUAGAAUAGUCCUAACUGCAGGUGCAACUGCAGCUAAUGAGCUAUUAACAUUCAUUUUGGCAGAUCCUGGGGACGCUUUGCUGGUUCCAACACCAUAUUAUCCGGGAUUUGACAGAGAUCUGAGGUGGAGAACCGGUGUGAAAAUUGUCUCAAUCCAUUGCGAUAGCUCAAACAAUUUCCAAGUUACACCUCAAGCCCUGGAAGCUGCAUAUCAAUGUGCAGAAUCCAUGAACUUGAAAGUGAGAGGAGUACUGAUAACAAACCCCUCAAACCCGUCAGGUGCAACACUCCAAAGAUCAGUCCUGGAAGAGAUUCUUGAUUUCGCCACACGCAAAAACAUCCACCUUGUCUCAGAUGAAAUUUACUCUGGAUCAACCUUCUCAUCGCCCGAAUUCAUAAGCAUUGCAGAAGUUCUUGACGCUCGUGACUACAAAAAUUCUGAAAGAGUUCACAUCGUUUACAGUCUUUCUAAAGAUCUUGGCCUUCCAGGUUUUAGAGUCGGAACAAUAUAUUCGUACAAUGACAAGGUUGUCACAACUGCCAGGAGGAUGUCAAGCUUCACCUUGAUUUCUUCUCAAACACAACAUCUCUUGGCUUGCAUGUUGUCCAACAAGGAGUUCACUGAAAACUACAUAAAGACGAACAGGGAGAGACUAAGCAAGAGAUAUGACAUGAUCAUUAAAGGGUUGAAAAAUGCCGGGAUCGAAUGCUUGAAAGGCAAUGCUGGGUUAUUUUGCUGGAUGAAUCUAAGUCCAUUACUGGAGGAACCUACAAGAGAAGGCGAAUUGGCUCUUUGGAAGACUAUCUUGAACGAAGUGAAAAUAAACAUAUCACCAGGAUCCUCCUGCCAUUGCUCCGAACCAGGCUGGUUCAGGGUCUGUUUUGCAAACAUGAGUGAGCAGACGCUUGGAGUUGCACUUGAAAGAAUACAUAAAUUCAUGGAACAAAGAAAGAGAAAAGAAACCUAGUAAAAAUCUUCACCAUCAUCAACCAGUUUUUAGUGGGGGGUUUUACCCAUUUCGGUUCUUUGGCCGACAUAACCCGUCUGAAGAAUUAGGUUUGUGUCUUUAAUGUGUAAAUCAAAGUAUGAUUUUGAUAUUCUUGUUUAGGUGUACAUGAUUAUCUUCUUGUUUUCUUGCUUCUGGUAAAAGCAAGUUCCCUAAAAAUUCUUCCAUUUAUUUUAAUUGGAAGAACUUCGUUUUCUCUUGUCACCUAAACUACUUUUUAAAUUAUAUAUAUAUAUAUAUAUAUAUACACACACACACUAUUGUCUUUGAUUAAUUUCUUUGUAAUGCCUUUGACUUGGUCAUUAUCCAAUUCAAGCAAGAAAUGUGCUUGUUUUUGAA